Anopheles cruzii is the source of this 747-nucleotide messenger RNA. RefSeq lists its product as uncharacterized. Bases 88 to 747 code for a protein of 219 amino acids. The record is from RefSeq and is a predicted model, not a curated record. Lineage: Eukaryota; Metazoa; Arthropoda; Insecta; Diptera; Culicidae. The transcript has 4 exons.
UUGGGGCUGUAUUUUGCUUCCCAUGUUCUACAAAAACAAAUAAAUAUCGCCAAUCGUUACCGUACCGUUGAAACUCGUCCACAAAACAUGGCCUCUAAGUCAUCGAAUAUCAACAUUUCGCAAGUGAUACCGGAAGACGAACAAAUCAUCGAACGGAAUCUAAUUUGGCGGACAUUAUUCGAGAAAUUUGCGGAUAUCACCCUUGACGAGGAAGACCCUGGCAUGGACGCAUCCGAGCUGACAAAUGCUGCUCGGAAGCAAGCCUCUACCGAACAGGCCGACGAAAGUUCUGCUUCCGAUGUGGAGGAAGUCGAGGAAGUCGAUAGUGAUUCUUCGUAUGACACGAAAGACGCCGAUAAACAAUUGGCAAAGGCACUGAAAAAGCGGCGUACUGAGUGGAAAAGGAACGGUUUGGACAAAGUACUGCAGGAUAAUCACUUUGAGCUCCUAAACAGUGCCGAUAUGAUGGACUGGCUGAGCGAUUGCGCGGCUGGCCAGAGCAAGGUCAUGAACCGGGUACAAGAAAAGCGUUUCACGGAACACGACGGUGACAAGACGAUGGAUGCUAGCUGCGCGACCAAUGUUUCGGUCCUGAACAAUGCCAGCAAGCAAAUGGUUUCGACAAUGAAAAAGUCAAAUUAUGAAAUCACGCAAGGACCGAAAAAGAAGUUCGUUGUCCACGAAAUGGUUAAAAGUACGUUUACCACACUAUACAACGAGGACUCAAGCACGGAAAAUGAGUGUUAG